Messenger RNA from Caenorhabditis briggsae, 516 nucleotides. The coding region runs from base 1 to 516 and encodes 171 amino acids. The record is from RefSeq and is a predicted model, not a curated record. The transcript has 3 exons. NCBI's taxonomy places the organism in Eukaryota, Metazoa, Nematoda, Chromadorea, Rhabditida, Rhabditidae.
AUGUUCUCAAAGCUGUUCACCACGUCUUGUCUCGUUGCGAUCGCCCUCUCCACCGCCCAGGAAGAGGAAGGUCCCAUCAAAGUUUCUUCCACGAAACGCCGUCAAUACGUGGCUGCUCAGCAGCCGGUGGUCCCGGUUGUGGCGCCAGUUGGACAGUGUCCAGGUGGACCAUCGCUCCCAAUCGAAUGCGACCCAAAGCGUCCAUGGCCACAGUGUCCACCACAAUCUUACUGCUAUGCUACCAACUCGGUCGACAUCGGACCAUACUUCUGUUGUCCAGUCUGGUCGACGUACGGAGCCGCCUGGCGUCCGGCCACCCCAUUCUACAACUACGUUCCACCAGUCCCACAAAACUGGCCAGAUGUUGCUAAGAUGACAGCCAACUGGCCAGCCGCCGCUGUCUCUGUCCCAGUCAAAGCCCGUAAGCCAACGAAAUCCGACGAUGGAGAGGAGGAUCAACUUCCCGACGGAAUCUCUUCAUCCAUCAACUCGUGGGUUCAACGUCAAAAGUUGUAA